ACUCCAGCCUCAGAAAUGUCCUCACGGAGCCCCCAGCCCUCUCCCAAAGUAUCGAGCAAGGACGCGUGCCAAACCUCGACAAAAUACAAAGGUCUCUUCAGCUCCCAGAACGCCCCGACCUCCAGAGCCUACUGCGUCCUGUUCAGCUUCUUCGUGGGCGUUCUCUUGGUCACCAUGGGCUCCGUGUUCUACCACGUCAUCCUCAACCGGCCCAUGAGUGGCAUGCGUCCCAUUCAUACCCCGCCGAUGCCACUGGCGUGCAUCUUGGUAGCUACGGGGAUUUUUAUGGUCCUCUUGAGCAUCGGCAUUGUUUGGAGAUAUGGUUUGGACGAUGGGGACGACUCACUGGAGGACGACAUGUAUAUCAUCGCCAAGGACGACGUCCUGGAGGAUCAGCAUCACUUCAGCCAAAAGAUACCGCCCGUCUGAAUAGGAAUCUUAGAGUCAGGCGUAGAAACACUGAUGCUUCGUAAGGCACAUGAAUUCUAUGAAGAGGUUUUGCUGAAAAAGAAGAAUUGGAGUUUGAUCUUGUUACUAUUAUCAUUAUCAUUCAGAAAAUGAACCCUAUUCAUGUGGAACAAGCCUACAAGGGCCACUGGCUCGAAAUUCAACUAUCCAAAGAAUACGGUCUUCAUUAGAAGGCCGUGACAGGAGUCAGAGGGAAAUGCAGAAAGACGCUCUUGAUUCAUACUGGAUAAGACUCUAUCAAAAGGAGAGGUGGAAAACGUAGCUUUGAGCUUUACUAAUAUUUACUUACGGUCAGUCUCACGGUUUAGAAAAAAAUAAAAUAAAAUCGCUAUCAAUUGUCCGUCCUGGACAAGUUUCGAAUGAAAACAAAUAGCCACGUUAUACAACGGGAGAAGCAAAAACAAGUCUGUGAUACGACGUUUCGUAUAAGGGUGUUAUAAGGGUGACUCAACAUAAACAAUCAAAAGGUUUAGCUGAUGUCGUUCACUGCCAGUACAUUUUUCAGUACAUUUUUCGUCAAAGUAAUAACUCAUGAUGGAAACAUCACUCCUCGGGUCUUUGAAAUAUUAACCAGAUGAAUCAUACUUAUAUUCACUGACAAAUCAGCUGUAUAAUUCCAAAUGAAAAUGCAGUAUCAUGGUAUUAAGUAUUUUAAGGUAUUCCCUCCCCGGAGGCACCCCGGAAAGCGGAAAUGUUUUUUAUGUCACUGAUUCGCCAGACUGUAUUUGAACAAUUUUAGCCAAAACUAAUGACCUAAUAUUCAGUUCAUCUCAAACUCCCUAGACUAGAUCUCAUUAAGUAUGAUAAUGCUAAUGAUAUGUAUCUAAAAUUCAAUUAUGUUCAUGGCGACUAUUUUCGAUAUGACGCGUGAGAGUUUACAAAGCGGUUAAUACAUUUAUCAUUAAACUGGGAUGGCAUUAAAUCUUCUCUAUGAUUGAGUUAACUGAUAUUGAUAUUCACGCUUCGCGUUUCGCUUUCAGGUGUCAUUUAUUGUGUAUGCUUCAUUCCAGUGACAACUCCCUUAACGGGGUACGGUAUUCCUACAGGGUAUUACCUCCAGUGCAACUGAAGGUUCUUCGCAGCAUUCCUUCGACCCCUAACUGCAACCCCUUUCAUUCAUUUUACUGUACCUCCAUUCAUAUUCUCUUUCUUCUAUCUCAUGUUCCACCGUCUCCUGACAAUUGCUUCAUGGUGCAACCGCGUACUCUAAAAUUCCGUUUCAGCGCUAAAUUCCCUCUAAGGUCGCAGCACUUGGUCUAAAUUUCAUAUUCCAUUCCAUCUCAUUUCAGUGUUAACCAUGAAUAACCAUAAUGUAAAAAUAAUAGAAUAUUGACUUAAAUUAGCCAUUGAAAUGAAGCUAUCUUUUUGUGUUGCAAAUACUGAUAACAAUCUCCAUUACUGAUAAAACAUUAUAUUUUCACUGUCGUAAAAACUAGCACGCGAUUGUAUAAAGGACUUUCGAUAUUUUUCCACUAAAUGCAGAUCUCAUGAGAUACUGAUAAAGAUUUUCAAAUCAAAAUGGGUCUCGGAGUAAUGGCAUAGUGACAGUGAU
Messenger RNA from Macrobrachium nipponense, 2020 nucleotides. RefSeq lists its product as uncharacterized. Bases 16 to 429 code for a protein of 137 amino acids. NCBI's taxonomy places the organism in Eukaryota, Metazoa, Arthropoda, Malacostraca, Decapoda, Palaemonidae. The record is from RefSeq and is a predicted model, not a curated record. The transcript has 2 exons.